CUGAACGAUAAAUCACCGGUCGCGAUUCAUUCGCAUAUUAUAAAAGGAACCGGGCGUCAUUCGCUCAGUUUGCGCCUGACAACAGGAGAGAGUACAGUGUUUCUUAAAUUUUUAAUACCAAAAGACCAAUUUUUAGGAUUUAAUAGAUCAGCACAACUCAAGAUGAAGCUUCUUAUAUUCACGCUGUGUUUAGUUAGUGCGGUUUUUCAUAGUACAUCGGCAUCGGAAAGCGAUUGCAAGGUGAACUUCACAGAGGAGCACGGCACAAUCAUCUCCUCCAACGCGACAACCGCCAACAAGAACUGCACCUGGAUCAUAAAUCUCCCUCCCACCAAGUUGAUAAAGUUCUUCUUCUCCCGCGUAUCAAUGCGCAAUCCAGAGAACUCUUGCAUCAACAAUCUCUCGAUCAACGAGACCAUCAAUGGAAACGAUUCAAGUCUCGGUCUCUUCUGCAACGACUCCACCCCACUCCCUUUGACAACCACCACCUCCACCGCACGCAUCACCUUCCAAUCCAACAACUCGAUGCUCCAGAACUCCACAAACUCCCACUUCCAGUUGAUCUGGAUGUCCCUGGACAAUCCCAACGUGACCCAGACAUGUUCAAAAGCCAUCAACGAACCCUCCGGUGCCCUAAUGUCCCCGAAUUACCCCAACGGUAAUCCCCUGCCAUUCAACUGCACCUACAAGAUCAUCCAAUCGCCGGGUAAAAUUAUCCAAUUGAGCCUGAACGAUCUCCACAUAACUAAUGACAAUAAAACCUGUAACAAUCGUUUGAACAUAUACGACGGUGAUGACGAGAAUCCAACUAUGAUUGCUUCAAUUUGUGACUCCAAGUACUACGUACCCAGUCGAGUAUUCAAUUCAAGUACAAAUUACAUGACCAUUAGAAUAAUCACGGAGACACCAUUGGCGAAGUACCAGGGCUUCCACGGUGUCUUCGAGACAAUUGACAACAGAUGUGGAGGACUGCUGAAGGAGAACGGAAGCAUCCAUAACCCGGGCUUCGGCGCCGAGCACGAGGCCAACAUCAGGUGCAAGUGGAGGAUCCAAGCGCCCAAGGAUAAGGUCGUCACGAUGAAAUACUCGAGCUUCAACAUCGCCUGGGAUCCACUCUGCGAGAACGACUACGUCGCCGUGACUGAGGUUCAUGCCAAUGGGACCAGGGGAAUGCCCAGUAAACACUGCGGUCCUGAAAUCCCUGGGGCAAUCAUCAGCAACACCUCGGUGGUGGAUGUCGAGUUCAGGAGCAAGACGAAGGACCUCCUGAAGGGAUUCAAGCUUGACUAUUCCAUUGUUGAUAAUAAGGGUGAUAAGUGAGGGGGAGAGGGGAUUUACGUACUGUAUUUGGGGGGACGAUGCUAACGGAAUGGUUGAAU
Diachasmimorpha longicaudata is the source of this 1379-nucleotide messenger RNA. RefSeq names its product procollagen C-endopeptidase enhancer 2-like. The record is from RefSeq and is a predicted model, not a curated record. The coding region runs from base 163 to 1320 and encodes 385 amino acids. The transcript is spliced from 2 exons. Lineage: Eukaryota; Metazoa; Arthropoda; Insecta; Hymenoptera; Braconidae.